Messenger RNA from Homo sapiens (human), 6767 nucleotides. It is a transcript of the gene ADRA1A, whose product is annotated as adrenoceptor alpha 1A. The record is from RefSeq and is a predicted model, not a curated record. Gene Ontology annotation, cellular component: membrane; plasma membrane; cytoplasm. NCBI's taxonomy places the organism in Eukaryota, Metazoa, Chordata, Mammalia, Primates, Hominidae. Gene Ontology annotation, molecular function: alpha1-adrenergic receptor activity; adrenergic receptor activity; G protein-coupled receptor activity. The transcript is spliced from 3 exons. Gene Ontology annotation, biological process: regulation of vasoconstriction; phospholipase C-activating G protein-coupled receptor signaling pathway; regulation of cardiac muscle contraction. The coding region runs from base 1030 to 1983 and encodes 317 amino acids.
GAGUUACGUCAGCGAGAGCUGCAAAGUUCCUUGCUAUUCUUUUCUGGUGUCGGGGAGCUGAAUAUUAAAAGGGUGAUUGUGGAGUUACCGGUUAUCUGCAUUUUUUUUUCUUUUCUUAUUUUGACUCUUUUUAAAAAAUGCAGGUAAAGUGACAGCGGUUCAGGAGCUUAAAGACAUCAGUGGUGGAGGGGUGAGUCAGCGGGUGCAAAAGGACAAGGAUUUGGUGCCUCGGAGACACGGUCCCCUCUCCGCCUCCAGAGAAGAGCAGGCAGGCAGCUCCCGGGACCGAAGCCGGGUCCACAUCCCCCGCGCGCGAGCUGGUGGCUCAGCAGCGGCGCUUCAGGUGGACGCGGUCAAACGAUGCCCCGCAGCCUCCUGGGUCUCAGCACAUAUUCCACACCUACGUCCCCUGACCUGUGCUCCUAGAAGCUGGAGAGAGCAGGAGCCUUCGGUGGGGCAGCUCAAAAUGUAGGUAACUGCGGGCCAGGAGCAGCGCCCAACCUGUAGCGCUGCGCUACCCAACCAUCGGUCCCUGCCUUUGAGCGUCGACGGCUGAUCUUUUGGUUUGAGGGAGAGACUGGCGCUGGAGUUUUGAAUUCCGAAUCAUGUGCAGAAUGCUGAAUCUUCCCCCAGCCAGGACGAAUAAGACAGCGCGGAAAAGCAGAUUCUCGUAAUUCUGGAAUUGCAUGUUGCAAGGAGUCUCCUGGAUCUUCGCACCCAGCUUCGGGUAGGGAGGGAGUCCGGGUCCCGGGCUAGGCCAGCCCGGCAGGUGGAGAGGGUCCCCGGCAGCCCCGCGCGCCCCUGGCCAUGUCUUUAAUGCCCUGCCCCUUCAUGUGGCCUUCUGAGGGUUCCCAGGGCUGGCCAGGGUUGUUUCCCACCCGCGCGCGCGCUCUCACCCCCAGCCAAACCCACCUGGCAGGGCUCCCUCCAGCCGAGACCUUUUGAUUCCCGGCUCCCGCGCUCCCGCCUCCGCGCCAGCCCGGGAGGUGGCCCUGGACAGCCGGACCUCGCCCGGCCCCGGCUGGGACCAUGGUGUUUCUCUCGGGAAAUGCUUCCGACAGCUCCAACUGCACCCAACCGCCGGCACCGGUGAACAUUUCCAAGGCCAUUCUGCUCGGGGUGAUCUUGGGGGGCCUCAUUCUUUUCGGGGUGCUGGGUAACAUCCUAGUGAUCCUCUCCGUAGCCUGUCACCGACACCUGCACUCAGUCACGCACUACUACAUCGUCAACCUGGCGGUGGCCGACCUCCUGCUCACCUCCACGGUGCUGCCCUUCUCCGCCAUCUUCGAGGUCCUAGGCUACUGGGCCUUCGGCAGGGUCUUCUGCAACAUCUGGGCGGCAGUGGAUGUGCUGUGCUGCACCGCGUCCAUCAUGGGCCUCUGCAUCAUCUCCAUCGACCGCUACAUCGGCGUGAGCUACCCGCUGCGCUACCCAACCAUCGUCACCCAGAGGAGGGGUCUCAUGGCUCUGCUCUGCGUCUGGGCACUCUCCCUGGUCAUAUCCAUUGGACCCCUGUUCGGCUGGAGGCAGCCGGCCCCCGAGGACGAGACCAUCUGCCAGAUCAACGAGGAGCCGGGCUACGUGCUCUUCUCAGCGCUGGGCUCCUUCUACCUGCCUCUGGCCAUCAUCCUGGUCAUGUACUGCCGCGUCUACGUGGUGGCCAAGAGGGAGAGCCGGGGCCUCAAGUCUGGCCUCAAGACCGACAAGUCGGACUCGGAGCAAGUGACGCUCCGCAUCCAUCGGAAAAACGCCCCGGCAGGAGGCAGCGGGAUGGCCAGCGCCAAGACCAAGACGCACUUCUCAGUGAGGCUCCUCAAGUUCUCCCGGGAGAAGAAAGCGGCCAAAACGCUGGGCAUCGUGGUCGGCUGCUUCGUCCUCUGCUGGCUGCCUUUUUUCUUAGUCAUGCCCAUUGGGAAAAAAAUGAAGAAACUUAAGGUUCCAUGGCCUGAGGAAGGCCACAGAAGGAAACUCACUUUGAGCUGAGCUUUGAGGGGCAGGAAGUACUAGCUCAGCUGGAAUGCACCCUCUGUUCAUGAUCUCCAUGACGAAAAUGAACUCAUUGUGUAAGUGAGCUGGCCAUCUUCUCAGGAAGAAGAGGUAAGCACUCUCUGGACAGAAUGUGUUUAUGUGUUUUUGGCAUGGCCAGUGCCCAGCUCAGCACUUGGGACAUUGUAGGAAUUCAAGGAAUGGGGCUCAUGUCCUCAUGCAAACACCAGUGCGCAGAACUUGGAAGUCGAUUUUCUGUUUUAAGCAGGUAUCAAACAGGCAAUCAACACUGUGCCUAGUAUCGAACCAGAAUGCCCGCAGGAUACAAGGGAGACUGUUCCUUAAGGAUUGUUAAAUCAGGAGGGAGAGUAUAAAUUAGCGUGCAUGUGCAAUUCAUAUAUCAUUACAAGCUAAAUUUUGAUUUUUCCUAAAGAAUGACAGUUGCUCUGUGAAGGCUGACAUAGUUGAAAAAGACUUUUUGGAGGAAGUGAAGCUUGAUCUGGGAUUAGUGAAUAAGUGGGAUAUAAGUAUCAAAAUUAGGAAAUUUUGACAAGGAUAGCUGACAACUAGAAGUUGGGGUAAUAUGGCCUUUAGGGGAUGAGAAGCCCCACGAUGACCAGUGAAAAGUGUUCCUGGUCCCCUUAUAGGAAACGAAGUAGGGCGGAAUUAGAAAACAAAGAAACUCCAUCUUCCUCCCUACCCACCCUCCCCAUUUUUUGUCAAACAACCAAACUCUCCCACUUGAGUGUUUCAUGGAAGAAUGGUUAAAGGCAGGAAGAAGAGAGAAGAAAAGAAAAGGAGCUGAGCUACAAUCAGAAAGAAGAAAACAAGCUAGAGAGUGAAGAUAUCUCUAUGACCCCCAUUCCCUAAAGAAGGAACUGUCUCCUCUCUCCCAACACAGAUGUGGGGACCGAGGCCCUGGAAGGCCUAGCAAGCUCAGGGUGGGACAUGUGGGGGCUGGGGGUCUCUCUGGAGCAUGCAGGCAUUGUUUUAUGCCAUGCUUGAAUUCUGAACAACCAAACGCUGUCAGAAGGAAGCUGGCAUGUUGCUCCACUGGUAACUCAAUUCCACACUGCAGAUCUGCCGGCUAGUUCAAGAAGAACUACGAUGCCAUCAAAAUCCAAUGUUCAAUCAGAGAAGGAAGCUGCCUUCUCUUUCUGCAGAUGAUUAAGAGGCAGACAUACUCAUGCAUUGGAGAGUCUUGCUGUCUUUUCUUCCAGGAAUAAAGAUGGGCUCAUUUAACAUGAUUUCUACCUGUUCUCCUGCAAUUAGUGUUUAAGUGACUGUCUCUGGGUAUUAGUCACUCUGAGGAAAUGAAAUGAUGCUAUGGUAAUUGGCCAUGUGUGUGUUUUUUCUUUUCUUUUCACUUCCCUAGGGAUUUCACUUGGCUCAGAAAGCAUUUUUUAACAUAGGCCCUGUCUGCACUCUUUAUUUAGCUAAUUAGAGAGCUUAAGGGAGCAUGCUGGCAUUGAGCAAAAAGGGAGGAAGGGGGAGGGGCAGCGUGUUCUACUGGGAAGAGCACUCGAUUGAACAGGAAUAUCUGGGUUCUAGCCCAAACUCAUCAAUUUUCUCUUCUAUUAAGCUCUUAAAUUUUGGUCAGCUGUGUGACAGGCAUUACCUUGUUCGAUCCUCACAAUAACCUUACAAUGUUGGUAUCAUGGCCUCCUUUCAGAGAUGCAAAAAACGAAGUUUGAAGGAGGCUGCCUUGACCGUGGCUUCCCGGCGGGCAUGCAACAGGGCUGACACGGAGACUCUAGUUGGCCUUAAUUCCUAUGCUUUGCCAUCCUUUAUUAGUUUUUGCUUACUAGAUAGACCCCUGUUACCCAGGAUGAGUCACUUCACUUCUCUGUCCUUGCUUGCUUAAACUGUUCGUGAUUCUGUAAAAAUGCUGGCUCUUCUGAAGUUCUAAGUGCCUUUCUUUCUGAACAGAUGGAAAAAUAUUAUAUAUCCUUUCUAUUACCUUUCUAAUACCUUUCUCUUUCCUUGCCCCCUACCUAUUUUGUUCUGCUUUUCUUCUCUCUCCUACUACAUCCAGACAGUGGCCAGUACAGCAGGUGUGGGGGCUGAGCAAGAAGAGGCAGGGGGAGGAGAAAGAAGCAGCUCUAUUCAUUGGGCACUCCAUUUUCCAGCCCAGGGCAAUACUUUCUUCUAAAUGAGCCCAGAGUAACAUAGCGUGGAACAAAGACCCAAAGAAAGGCUUGGAGUAUGAAGAUUUCAUUUCCAAUUCUGCCGCUGUCUUACUAUAUUGUGGGGUUUUGACCAAGCCAUAGUCUUAUGGUACCUCGGGUUCUUCACCUUGACAACUAUAAUUAUAACACACAUCAGAGAGUGGUUGUGCCCUUGAAGUUGCAAGAAUAUGAGGUGUCAAGUAUGAGUGAUGAAAUGAUGGUCCUGGUAGGGGUCCUAGGCCAACUAGUCCUGAUCCUCUGUCUUAUAGGAAAAAGGAAGGUGGGCUUCCUGGUGCCACUUAGAUAGGUGGUGACACAAAUAUGUUGAUAGCCCAAGCAGCCUGAUCCUUAGCCCAGCGCUCCCCGAACCAGUGCAUUUGUCCCAACUUCCAAGAUGGAGGAAAGGUUUUGUUCUUCAUAGAAUUCAGUUUUUAUGAGAGAACAAUAAUUACCUGUCAAUGAAACACCUCUGCUUUCUCUAGCUAACAUUUUAGAAGGUAUCAGAGAUACGGCUCACCAGGGACAAAGAUAUUACACUGGUGUGCAUUCCCAUUCAUGACCUAUCUUGAUGAUGAAUUCUGUGAGGCUGUGCUCCAUGAGGAAGCAGAUGGAAGUCACCGCCCAUGCCCAGCCCCCAGCACGUGACAGUGUGGAAGGCAGACACUAUACCAUGUGGCCAAAGAAGCAUGUGUCACAGACAAGAGCACACUUUGCAGAAAGGCUAGCCACAUAUUUUGCUUCAUGACACUGCCCUCCCCCAUUUUUUGUUCAUUUCUUGCUGGUGUUUGUUCUUCUGUUAAUGCCUAUAACAAAAAAUUACAGUUCACAGUUGGAAAGGAGAGAAAAACUUUCUUGGCCUGUGAUAUGGUUUGGAUCUGUGUCCCCACCCAAAUCUCAUGUCAAAUUGUAAUCCCUAAUGCUGGAAGUGGGGCCUGGUGGGAGGUGACUGACUCAAAGGGUGGUUUCUCAUAGUUUGACACCAUCUUCCCUUGGUGCUGUCAUCAUGAUAGUGAGCUGUCAUGAGAUUUGUUUAUUAAAAGUGUGUGGCACCUCCUCCCACCACUUUCUUGCUUCUGCUCCAGCUAUGUGCCUCCUUCCCCUUCACCUUCCACCACGAUUGUAAGUUUCCUGAGAUCUCCCCAGAAGCGGAAGUCACCAUGCUUCCUGCAUGGCCUGCAGAACCAUGAGCCAGUUAAACUUCUUUUCUUUAUAAAUUACCCAGUCUCAGGCAUUCCUUUGUAGCAAUGUGAGAACAGACUAAUACAGCCUGUAUCUAAACCAUCCUUGAGUAAGUUAUUGUCUAUAAAUAGCACCUUAGGUUGUAUACUACAAUGUCUUUCAUGCAGUUUUCUUUUGCAUUUUUCUUCAUUCUGCAUCAACCUUGUGAGGAUUAUUGUAAUCUUCAUUUUGUAAGAAUGUAAAUCUGUGCUGUCUGAUAUAGUAGCCACUAGCCAUGUAUGGCUAUUUUAAUUUAAGUGACUUAAAAUUGAGUAAAUGAAAAGCUUCACUUCCUCAAUGAUCCUGGCCACAUUUCAAGUUCUGAGUAGUUGCAUGCUAAGAACUUGUUUGUAUAAUCCCUUUUAGCCCUCAGACAAUUUAACAAAACAUUUUAUGAAGUAGGCAUAGCUUUAUAGACAAAGAAGCUGAGUCUUGGAGAGAUUUGCUCUCAUAUCAAGACACAUACAACUCAAAAGUGGUGGAUAUCUCUUGGUUUGGCUCCACAGUUUUCUCUCUCAACCACGAUACCAUACUUUGGAAAGACUUUCACAAAUUCUUAAAAAUAUGAACAUGCAAUUACCAUUCAACCCAGUAGUUGUUCUUCUGGCCACAUAUUCUAGAGAGAUGAAAAUUUAUGGUCACACAAAAAACUUGUACAGGAGUUUUUACAGCAGCUUUAUUUGUAAUAGCCCCAAACUGGAAACAAUCCAGAUAUUCAUCAGUGAAUGAAGGGUUAAGCAAAUGGUAAUACACCCCUACUUAGCAAUAAAAAAUAGCAAGCUAUUGAUAUGUGCAACAUUCUCUAGAUGAAGUACCAGAGAAUAAUGCUAAGUGGAAAAAGCCAAUCCCAAAAUGAUUGCAUACUGUAUGACUCUAUUUACAUAACAUUCUUGAAAUGACAAAAUUAUAGAAAUAGAGAACAGAUUAGUGAUUUCCAGGAGUGAAGAUCGGGGUGGGGCAGAAGGGAAGUGGGUAUGGCUAUAAAAGGACUAUUUGAGAGCUCCUUGCCAGGAUGGAACUAUUCUGUAUCUUGACUGUAUCGUUGUCAAUAUCCUGGUUGUGAUAUUGUACCGUAGUUUUGCAAGAUGUUGCCAUUGGAUGAAACCUGGUAAUGUGGUUUGAAUGUUUGCCCCCUCCAAAUCUCGUGUUGAAAUGUGAUUCCCAAUGUUGGAGGUGGGGCCUGGUGGGAGGUGAUUGGAUCAGGGAGUUGGCUUCCUCAUGAAUGGCUUAACACCAUCUCCGUGGUGAAAAGUGAGUUCUCAGUUCACUCGAGGUCUGCUUGUUUAAAAGUCUGAGGCCUCCCCACUCCCUUGCUCUGUCUUGCUCCCACUCUCACCAUGUGAUAUUUCCUGCUCUCCCUUAGCCUUCCACCAUGACUGUAUGCUUCCUGAGGCC